UGACGAGACGCUGAGAGGAGUUGCAACCUUUCAAGUAUCUAGAAGAAAGUAUUCCAUCUAUCUUGCUGUGUCUAUGUCUCAAGAUGAUGAGCUUUGUCCUCCUGAGGAGCUGAAGCACUGGAGCUUGCCUGGCCCUGAACAUGAGUUCUCCAGAGGACAGUUCUUCCUCUUCCACACAGAAGACCUCGGUUUGGGGCGACCAGCAAACAGCCACUCCACAGCUGGGAGUUAGCCUUCCGUCUCCCACACACUGCUUUGGGGAUGGAGAAAGAACCAGCUCUGCUAACCCAGCUGAAACACCCAUUUCAACCAACCCUGCAACCCCAUCUGAAACACCAGUUUCAACCAACCCUUCUAGCCCAUCUCAAACACCUGUUUCACCCCAAAUAAAGAGGACAGCAGAGAAAGGAACCUUUGAUGCAUCACAGCCACAGGGUGAACGUCGCAAGAGGGGGAGGCCACGCAAACACAAGAAACUCCAGACUGACACAGAACACCAUAUCCAUCAGGCCCAGUCCCCGACAGCUACACAUCCAUGUUUACAGCCAGAGGACCAAACAGAGGCUGUGACACUGACACCCGUCUUACCUGUGAUACCAGAGGACAGGUGUCAGUCACCUGAUGCCCAAACAAAGGUUGAGACACAGCUCCAGUCACCCAGCUCACCUGUGCCUGAGGAUAAGUGCCAGUCACCUGAGGCCACCUUUGAACCACCGUGCCCCACCUUGGAUUUACAGAGCGCCAAUAAGGGACAGAGUAAGAAGUGGCCCCAUCUCUCCAGUGCUUCUGUUGGACAAGGAGACCUAACAGGCCCUAAUGUUCUAACCACUGGUGGAUACACAUACUCACAGGCCAGGGUGAUGGGGGCUGAACCCAGCCAGAAUGACAGUAUCACUGCCACUGGGAUAUUUUUAAGCAAAUGUGCCAACGAGCAAAGGACUCUGUGCCAGUCACCACAGAAUCUGAAAGAUGGGAGAAAGGCGGCUAAAAAAUCACAAAUUCAUAAGGUCGACCAGCCACAGGAGAGUGAGGCUGUGACAAAUGGGGGAAAAACAUCUAAACCCUUACUGACUAUUAAGGUAGGACAGGAGAAUUGCCUGACACAAAAGACUGGGCGAAAAAGGAAAUAUACCAAAAAAUCACAGAGCCAUAAGGUAGACCAGCCAAGUGACACUGACCAGUCACAGGAGAGUGAGACAGUGAGAAAUGGGAAAAAGACAUCUAUAAAAUCACCAACCCAUAAGAUAGACUGGUCACAGGAGACGGUGAGAAAGAGGACAUAUACAAAAAAAUCUCAGACCCCUAAGGUUGACCAGUCACAGGAGGAGUCUGUAAAGAAAGAGGGCUCUAAAAUAUCUCCAACCCAUAAGGGAGAGCAGUCACAAGAGAUGGUAAUAAAGAGGAAAUAUACAAAAAAAUCUCAGACCCCUAAGGUUGACCAGUCACAGGAGGAGUCUGUAAAGAAAGAGGGCUCUAAAAUAUCUCCAACCCAUAAGGGAGAGCAGUCACAAGAGAUGGUAAUAAAGAGGAAAUAUACAAAAAAAUCUCAGACCCCUAAGGUUGACCAGUCACAGGAGGAGUCUGUAAAGAAAGAGGGCUCUAAAAUAUCUCCAACCCAUAAGGGAGAGCAGUCACAAGAGAUGGUAAUAAAGAGGAAAUAUACAAAAAAAUCUCAGACCCCUAAGGUUGACCAAUCACAGGAGGAGUCUGUAAAGAAAAAGGGCUCUAAAAUAUCUCCAACCCAUAAGGGAGAGCAGUCACAAGAGAUGGUAAUAAAGAGGAAAUAUACAAAAAAAACACAGAGCCAUAAGGGAGACAAGCCACAGGAGACUGUGAGAAAUGGGAAAAAGACAACUAUGAAAUCACCAACCCACCAGGUAGACCAGUCACAAGAGUUUGUAACAAAAAGGAAAAAGGUGUCUAAAAUAUCUUCAACCCACAAGGUAGACCACUCACAAGAAACUGUGAAAAAGAGGAAAUAUACAAAAAAAUCACAGACCCAGGAGACUGACCAGUCACAGGAGGAGACUGGAAAAAAUGCAUCUAUGAAAUCACUGACGAAUAAGGUAAACAAGGUGGCAUCAAAAAAAUCACAAAGCCAUACGGUAGAACAGUCACUGGGGAUUGACCAAUCACAAGAGACCGUGAGAAAGAGGAACUACACAAAGAAAUCACAGAGGCAUAAGGAGGACUCGCAUGAGACUGUGAGAAAUGGGGAAAAGACAUCCAAAAAAUCACAGAAGCAUAAGGUAGAGUUACGAGACACGGAACAGUCACAGGAGGAGACUGUAAAAAAUAGGAAAUACACUAAGAAAUCAAAGACCCACAAGGUAGACUCAGGAGUCCUCUCCUUACUCCCUGUGUUAUCUGCAGACCUCUCCCUCAACCUUUCCUCUCCCACAUGCAGCCCUCCUGGGCUUACAAAGAGAAAAUAUACAAAAAAAUCACAGACCCUCAAGGUAGACUCAGAUGUCCUCUCCUUACUCCCUGUGUUAUCUGCAGACCUCUCCCUCAACCUUUCCUCUCCCACAUGCAGCCCUCCUGCGCUUCCAAAGAGAAAAUAUACAAAAAAAUUAAAGACCCUCAAGGUAGACUCCGAUGUCCCAUCCUCACUCAUUGUACUGUCUGCAGACCUCUCCUCCAGCCUUCAGAGUAGCCUCUCUCCUACUCUCAGCCCUUCUGGCAUCCCCUUCUCACCAAACACACCUAAGAGAGUCAGAGGCAGACCUCGGCGGGUACAGCAGCAGCUCUUUCUUAGCUCCACGCCAGGCCCUCACCCCGGAUCCUCCACAGGAACAGACAACCCCUUCUCUGCCUCCCUGUCUCACCUGGGACUGGGCUCCAAGACAGAGGGCCCUCAGAACGCCUCACCCAUCACCCCCUGGAAGCUGUUGGAACCAAGCCCUCUGGAGAAGACACACUUAGCUUUACCCGGUAGUAAACCUCGGGGUAGACCCAGAGUUAGGCCAAGGAAGAACUCGGCUACAGUGAAGGGAGUGAAGAAGAAGGUGAAGCCUGCAGCAGAGGGAAGGUCCCAGACCUUCAGCUCUGAGGAAGGCCCCCCAGCCAAACUCAGACGUAGAAGCAGGAGGGGCCAGACAGCAGAGGGAGCUGGCCUGCAGAGCGGUGACACGACCAGCACUGAGCCACUCCAACGUUGCAGACCAAGGUUUGAGCUGCAGGAGUCAGACUCACCAGACGAAGACACAGGAGAUGCCUCCCUGUCCUCAGACCUCUCCAUCGAGUUAAGCGUACAUGAAGACCGUGUGACAUCACUGACUCUUGAAGAGGAGGAAGAGCAAGACGACGAGGAAGAUCUGCCCAGUUUCUUAAAUAACACAAAGCCACUGUCCAUAACAGAAGGAAUAUGUGUUUGGUGCAAAUUUAGAAACUAUCCUUUCUGGCCGGCAAUGGUGAAGAGUGUGAACCGUAAGCUGAAGAAAGCCAGCAUUGUGUUUAUUGACGACCUGCUGUUUGACAAAAAGAGGAUACGAAAAGGCUUUUCUGUGUCCCUAAAAACAUUGAAGCCUUUUGACUGUGAAGAGGCUGAUCAGCUAGUGUGUAAAGCCAGAGAGAAGUAUGAUGCUGCCAUCAAAUGGUGUCUGGCGUUGAUAGCCGACUAUAGAAUCCGUAUCGGUAAACUAUUCUGCACUUCUCUUAGAAUGAGCACCUUGACCCAGAUUAUACUCGGUGUUAUAUUCCCCAUGACUGUCGUUAAUGUUUGUGUUGUCUUUUCAGGAUGCGGCUUCACCGGUUCCUUCAUUGAAUACUUUUCUGAUGACAUAAGCUGCCCAGUGAGAAGGUGCUACCCCCAGGGCACCUCAGACCUGACCUUCCCCAGUAAGCUAAUUCUGGAGGAGCAGUACGUAACCUCUGACCCGGAAGGGGACGAUCAGGAGGGCAGCAAACGGCAGGAGGAGGAGAGGAGGAGGAAGCUGCUGCCUGACCGUUCCAAGGCUGCACGUAACCGUGCCAACGAGAAACUGGUGGACUUCGUCGUCAGGCAGCGCCGGGUGGAGACACGCCUUUUAGGCGUAAUCAGUGGUCAGCAGCAGUCUAAGUGGCUGCGUUGGUUCCUGGCGGCCAGUCGGUCAGUUGUGGACACGUACCUGGAGGACGAGGAGCAGCUGGACCAGGUGUACCAGUACCUGAGAGGGGUGUACGAGACCGCCCCCCUCACCGCACCCUGUCUGGCCGAUGUAGACCGCAUCCGCUUGGUACUGGACGUGCUGUUACCAGAGGCUAUUAUCUAUGCCAUAGCUGGAGUGGACGAGUUGUCUCUGGUGAAGGCAGAAGACAAAUACCUGAAAGGGCCCUGUCUGAGUAAAAGGGAAAGAGAGGAGUUCGAUGCGAUGAUCGAGCAGCAGAUGAAGAUGAAAGCGUCGAUCCGUCAGCGUCCUGCACACUGAACAUAACACAGCCUGCUUGGCUUCCAACCCUCAGACUAAGAGGGCCAUAGGGCUCUGGUCAAAAGUAGUUUGAAUAGUGCCAUUUGGGAUGCGGCCUCAGAAUGCCAGUGUCCUAAUCAAACGAUGCUUCUAAGCAUUAUAGGACAGUAAAUAAGUAAGUAGCCUUGUCCAAGCAAGAACAGCCAGUAAGGUAGAAGCCUUUUUCUGUACCGUGAAGCAGCUUGAUAUACAAGUACACCCUCUGGCCAGGACGCUGGUCUAUCGCAGACAAUAAGAACCAUAUAUAACUGUCUCUAAAUGUGGCUCUGAGGACAAUCAACUGCUGUUGUACAUGCUAGCAGUGGUGUGACUUAACAAAACUACAUUGAAUUACCAAGUUAAUCAAAUCAUUGUCAAAUCAACUGAAAUCAUCUGUGAUCGGACUGGUCAAGAUUUACAGCUUCAACACGGAACUCCUGGGAGGGUGGGAGCUCGUAUCAUUCAGACAGACUUACGCCGCUGGUUGAAACUGGGACUUCAUUUUAGACCCACUGCAACAGUAUUUGAUCCAACAUGGUCGCCCGUCUAGGCUGUUCAACUGUAAAUUCAGGACAUUAAAGAAGACACUGCUCUAUUUUUCUAUGGAAAAGUCUGCUCUUUUUAAAAAUAAAUAGUCAUAUUUGAA
Molecule: messenger RNA, 5073 nt
Organism: Salvelinus namaycush (lake trout)
Lineage: Eukaryota; Metazoa; Chordata; Actinopteri; Salmoniformes; Salmonidae
Product: PWWP domain-containing DNA repair factor 3A-like
Exons: 11
Coding region: 141-4409 (1422 amino acids)
Molecular function (GO): DNA binding
Source: RefSeq, a predicted model, not a curated record